Messenger RNA from Musa acuminata AAA Group (dessert banana), 1249 nucleotides. RefSeq names its product caffeoylshikimate esterase-like. The transcript has 9 exons. Gene Ontology annotation, molecular function: lipase activity. The coding region runs from base 116 to 1069 and encodes 317 amino acids. The record is from RefSeq and is a predicted model, not a curated record. Gene Ontology annotation, cellular component: membrane. Lineage: Eukaryota; Viridiplantae; Streptophyta; Magnoliopsida; Zingiberales; Musaceae.
AAUCUUAACUAACCAAUACUAUUGCUUAUUCUCUCUAUAUAAGAAUAUCGUUUCGAAUCCCUUCCUUCUCUCAUCUUUUCCAACAAAGCUCUUCGUUUUCCUUGUACACUCUCCCAUGGAUCCAGGUGCUGAGAACGUUAGAUACGAAGAGGAAUUCAUAAAGAAUCCUCGUGGGCAGAGGAUUUUUACGUGCAAAUGGCUGCCGCAGAACGAAGAACCCAAAGCCUUAAUCUUCUUGUGCCAUGGCUAUGCAAUGGAGUGCAGCAUAUCCAUGAAAGACACUGGGACUCGGUUAGCGAAGGCGGGUUACGCAGUUCAUGGAAUGGAUUACGAGGGCCAUGGGAAAUCUUCUGGGCUGCAAGGAUACAUUCCCAGGUUUAAGAAUCUGAUCGACGACUGCUUUGAACAUUUUGUCGCCAUUUGUGAGAGGCAUGAGAACAAGAAGAAGGCGAGAUUCCUGCUGGGGGAAUCCAUGGGAGGAGCCGUGGCCAUCCUCCUACACAGGAGGAACCCUUACUAUUGGAAUGGUGCUGUUCUGGUGGCCCCCAUGUGCAAGAUUGCUGAUGACAUGAAGCCUCAUCCUGCGAUGAACGUCAUCUUGAGGAAGUUGAGCAACAUCAUACCGACAUGGAGAAUAGUUCCUACCAAAGACAUCAUCGACAUUGCCUUCAAGUGCCCUGAAAAGAGGCAGGAGAUUCGGUCUAACCAGUACUGCUACAAUGGAAAACCUCGCUUGAAGACUGGUGUUGAGCUUCUCAUGGUCAGUCUGGACAUCGAGCAAAAGCUGCAUCAGGUUUCACUACCUUUUCUGAUCGUGCAUGGCGGCGAAGAUAUAGUGAUCGAUCCCUCGGUCAGCAAGCUGCUCUACGAAACUGCAUCAUCCGAGGACAAGACGUUCAAGCUCUACCCGGGCAUGUGGCAUGCGAUCACGUCCGGUGAGCCCCCGGAGAACAUCGACCUCGUCUUCUCAGACAUCGUCGCUUGGCUCGACCGAAGGAGGGCGGCCGGCGAAGGUUCUUUGAGAUCGGAGAUGGAGCAUAAGUCGAGGCACGACAACCAGCACCAGUAGCAGUUGUUGGACGCACAAGGCAAGAAGCAGUUUGUUUGCAAUCCGAUCCAUAUAUGUGAUGCAGUUGAAAACCAUAUCCAUAUUCUCCUGGCAAACCAUAUCCAUUGCCAUGAUCUGAUUCAUCUGACUCAUUUGAAGUAUCAGAAAAAAAAAAAAAAAAAAGAGGCAAUGAUUUAUUCA